This is a messenger RNA of Zootermopsis nevadensis, 5440 nucleotides long. It is a transcript of the gene Hr96, whose product is annotated as Nuclear hormone receptor HR96. The record is from RefSeq and is a predicted model, not a curated record. Gene Ontology annotation, biological process: positive regulation of transcription by RNA polymerase II; cell differentiation; negative regulation of transcription by RNA polymerase II. Lineage: Eukaryota; Metazoa; Arthropoda; Insecta; Blattodea; Termopsidae. Gene Ontology annotation, molecular function: nuclear receptor activity; RNA polymerase II cis-regulatory region sequence-specific DNA binding; zinc ion binding.
GUUAUUAAUGCUGCAAGUGGAAGAUGGCGUUGAUGGUAAUGCAAGGUGUUUUGGUGGGAGUGGUGGCGUGAUUAUUUCUUGAAUUAUUUUGAUAAAUGCUAAUAUUUUCAACAUGACAUUCCGUACAUACUUUAUAUGUUGUCUUUCUGAGUAAUACAACAGUCCGUAGCUGCAAUUUUUGUAUGUUAUCUAGUAGAAUCGAGAAGAGUUUGAUGAUAAUGGAUGCUGACGUGAAGUCCCCUGCGCCAGAUAUUCCUGGGUUGAAAGGUGAUCCCAAAAUUUGUGGUGUGUGUGGUGAUCGAGCCCUGGGUUAUAAUUUUAAUGCAGUCACGUGCGAAUCUUGUAAAGCCUUCUUUCGAAGAAAUGCCCUCAAGAACAAAGAAUUUCGAUGUCCAUUCACUGAAAGCUGUGACAUUACCAUUGUGACUCGAAGAUUCUGCCAGCGCUGUAGGUUGCAAAAAUGCCUUGCGAUAGGAAUGCGCAAAGAUUACAUCAUGUCUGAAGAAGAUAAAGUGAUGAAGAGACAAAAGAUUGAGUUAAACCGUGCAAAGAAAAGACCACUAAGUGAUAGAGAAAAUCAUUCCAAAUUAAAGCGUGAACUAUUGGAUGAUACUUUAGAGUCUGUGGCUGACCCAGGGUUGUCUGUGUCAUCAGUGUCUAGUUGUCCUGACCAAGACAGAUUGUCUGCACCAGAGGUAAGCAAGGCCUGGAUUGCAGAUGAUGCGCGACAGCCUGACCAAAACUUUGAAGAUUUAUACAGACUUCACACGAUAAGUCCUCGAGCUUCGACAUCCACUGACCGCCAUCAGAUGUCAGAACCAUUCCCAUCACCAACUUCAGCUGCAAGCAUACCUAGUCCAUCUUCUCCCCCAGAUAGUGCUACUGUAGCUGCUUCAAAAACAUUAGAAAUGCUUUCAGAAAAUACAAACAAGCAUAUUUGUGCAGUGAGUGUUAUAACAUCACCAGUUCUGCCAUCACAGGUCCUCUCCCAUCCUUGUAUGAGUGAUCAAGAUGGUUCUGUAAUGCAGAGGUCCAUACUUCAUCACACAUCCAGAGAAGCACAUAUUCCUGAAAGUAAUGACACACCUCUACUUUCGUCCCUCAUCAGUAGCGCGAAGACUGAUGAGAUGUCUCCUGAAACUUACAUUAUGUCAUCAUCACAGCCAGCUCCUGUUGUUUCUGUUAUAAAGAAAGAAGUUUCUGCAUCCCAGAAUGUCAGCAGUUGGAACAGUAGAAGACGGAAUGACAUGAUCACAUCCACUGACAGCCAGUGGAAUGGCAUGGCACACAACAACUUGAGGGAAAAUGCUGCCAAAGAAAUACUUCAGGAUGUACAAAGAAUUCCAAUAGCUCCAAAUUCAAUAGAGUCAAUACUGAGCGAGGCCAUAAAACUCGAGUUUGAGGCUUACAGUUCUCUGGCAAAGUCACAUCAGAACUCACGUGAGCUAAAUGAUGCUGAGAGAGCCAAGUUGAAUGAGCUGAUUGUUGCUAACAAGGCUCUUCAUGAACCUCUGGACGAUGACCUUUCAACCUUGGUUGGUGAUGACACCCGUUUCAAGACAAAUGCAGAACACAGUCCAAUGUUGCUGGAUGUGAUCAAUUUGACUGCUAUUGCAAUUCGACGCCUCAUCAAAACUUCCAAGAAAAUCAAUGCAUUCAAGAACAUGUGUCAGGAGGAUCAGGUUGCUCUGCUGAAGGGUGGGUGUACUGAAAUCCUUAUUCUACGCAGUGCAAUGACGUAUGAUCCUGACACAGAUCUGUGGAAGAUCCCUCACACACAAGAAUAUCUAAACGUGAAGGUGGAUGUACUGAAGGAAGCAAGCGGCAACAUUUAUGAGGAACAUCAGCGCUUUUUACGCACGUUUGAUCCCCGAUGGCGCACAGAUGAGAAUAUCAUGUUGAUACUUAGUGCCAUAACUUUGUUCACACCAGACAGACCACGGGUAGUCCAUCACGAUGUCAUCAAACUGGAGCAGAAUUCUUAUUACUACUUACUUCGCCGCUACCUGGAGAGCAUAUAUCCUGGCUGUGAAGCACGCUCAGUCUUUCUUAAGCUUAUUCAGAAGAUUUCAGAACUUCACCGUCUGAAUGAUGACCACGUCCGGGUGUACUUGGACGUGAAUCCAAAAGACGUUGAACCUCUUCUUAUCGAAAUAUUUGACUUGAAGCCACACUGAUAAUUAAUGAGUGAAAUUCUUAAGUACCUGAUAGAAUACAAUACAAAGUAAGUGGAAUCUUACCAGCUUAGGUUGAUAAUUCUGCAUAUACCUUUGGUAUGGUAUAGUAGCAAGAGAAGUGAUAAUGCAAGUUGGUGCUGCUUGGAGAAUAUGGCAGGCAGCAAUAAAAUGAAUAUAUUUCCUAUUUAUGUACACUUCUGUAUAUGUGGUUUCCUUUACAAGGGCUAAUGCAAAUGUAAGUGUUAUCAUAAUAGAUGUACAAAUUUAUAUUGGUCACAUAUUUGUAAUUUACAGGCAUGCAGAUACGCUUUUCAAGAUGUAGUAAAAAUAUUUCAUAUACUUUUCUAAUUGUACAAUGAAAGGUAUGCUGAUGGUAUCAUCAUACCUCUCUAUAUUUGUCCCACUGCCAGUAACUUUUGAACUGGCUGACAGAUUUUAUGCAAUUAUGUAUGAUGACAAUGUGGAGGCCAUGCCAUUAUACUUUUUAAUUUCAUAUCAUAAAUAUCGGUAUGAUGUGUGAAUAUGUCAGUUGGGAGCAAAUGUAGAAUUGCAUAAUGUGGAGUCCUCAAAAUGUAUCUGAUAAUACAUCUCUAAAAAUAGAAAUAAAAUUUGUGACAUUUAUUUUUGUGUCAUAGCAGCAGUGGGGAAUGUACGUUUAGUUUUUAGUGUAAUGAACUUCCAAACGAAUGAUUAGAACUAGGCACAUAGAACUUUUAUGGAGAUAAUAAACAUAGUACAAAUUCAAUAGUCUUCUCGGGCGAUCAGCCGCGUCUGAUGGAUAAAAGACGAAACCGAUGUUUCACGGACCAUCUCUGUCCACAUCAUCAGGGUUCCGAAACAUCGGUUUUGUCUUUUAACCAUCUGAAGCAGCUGAUCGCCCAAGAAGAUUUUAUUGAGUUAUGUCACCACGCAAGCUUUGUGAAAUACUAUUUAGUUGUCAGUAAUAAACAAAAAGAUUAUAAACAUGCAAAUUUUAUAAGAAAUAUAUUUAUGUUAACAGUUUUCUCACAAAAAAAAUCUUGGAUCCAAGUAAGAUGUAACAAUGUUGUAACAUUAUAUGUCAUUUCAUUGUCACUAUGUACUGUUUUAAACAUUUUGAAUGGUAAGUUGCCUAGUAGUCAGAUAAUAGAAGAAAACAUUAAAUAUGCAUAACAGUUCACACUCUUGUAACAUCAUAGGCAUACAACUGCCCUGGUUCUUCAGAAGCUGCUGCUGCUUUUUUGUUUGUUUAUUUAUUUAUUUAUUAUAAACCCCAAAUUCUGUACAGAUAGUAGCACUAUGCAGAUUCUAGGCAAAAUAAUUUGAAAGUGGUAUUAAGUGUAGUUAUUGUCUUUGAGAGGGAUAGGGUUGAGUAUUUCUGAUGAUAUUCCUAAGUUCAAGAACAUUUUUGAUCAAUUCAGAAGUUAUUAAUGUGAUACAUGUGGUCUCACAUAUUCAGAUUUUAUGGUGAGAAAGUAAGCAAAACAUUGGUCUUGUUGAUUUGGUACUAUGUAGUACCUGUGUUGGAAAUAACAUUAACACUUGAAGAAUUCACUUGUUCAGUCUUACCACCUUCAUGCAUAAAUGUAUUAUCUUAAAUUCUGGUCAAGUUCUCUUCUUAUGAAACUCGAAAGUUCUGUGUUCAUAAGAGCCUACUGUUGGGUUCUGUCCACACCUUCACGUCAUGUUUCCUUCAAGAUUAAUUUCAAUAUUAUUCUCUCAAGUAAGCUUAAGUCUUACAAGUCGUUUAUUCACUUAGGCUUUACAACUAAAUUUCUGUAUACAUUUCUCAUCUGUCCCAUGCAAGUUACAUGGAUGGAAUGUAACUGUUUAGAAUUCAGUUAAAUGGUCAAUAUGAACGUUUUCUGUCUGUUUUGUACGUCCUCUACAAAUAAUUGUUUCAUUCUUGCAGUGGAACAAGUUUAGUAAAAAUAUAUACAAAAUAUGUAUAAAGUGGUAACAAUUUUGAAUUUAAGACACAUAAAUUUGAAAUUGCAUCAGUGUCUCUGUUCUGAGUUUGCAUUGUUUGAUUUAGAGGCAUAAAAAUGUAACUCUUCCUAGCUCUAGACUUCAGGUGACAUGUUAUUAUGAAGUAGUUGAUGUGGCAGAACAAUAAAAUUAAUUAUCACAUACCACACUUAAUAUAAUCAAAUGUAGUGUAGUAAAGGGCAUUUUAAGUAACUGGUAGCAUUAAGAUACAGUGAAUUUAGCUAAUCAGAAGGGGCAUAAAAGUCACGAGUUGAAUAAUUUGGUUCAUCAGUAAAUUUUAUACAGGAACUUAAGUAUACAAAUUAAUCAGCUGACUUUUCAAAGUGUAUUUAACAUCCUGUAAAGAGCUUUAAUCUUCAGAUCAAAUAUGUGAUUCGAUUGCCUUCUCCUAUGCUGUAACCUGCUAUAGGGGUGAGGCAACAGUAAAUUUAGAAUAUAGAUUAUCCUUUGUGUGUAAGUGAUAUUUAAUUUUUAUUUUAUGCUUUGUUAUGCAUAAUCUAACAGUAUAUAUAAGAAUGUAGAAAUACAUAUAUUAUUUUGUGCCAUUUAGUUUUAUGAAUAAGUUGUUACAUGGUUCAUAGAAUUUUAAUUUGUAAUUUCUCAUAGUAAUGAGAUAUAUAGAUAAAUGUGUCAAAAAGCAUGAUACUGGAAUAUACAAUUGAAAAACACAUUAUUGGACAUUUGUGCAUCUUUUGAUUACAAACUUUACAAAACUAAUAAGCUAAGGUUUGAGUUUGUUGUAGCUUAUGCAUGAGCUUUAUUAUAAAUUUUGGUAACAUGGUGAAAAUGUUAAAAUUCAGUGUUUCAUUUACAAUGAGCCAUUAGCUGUGACCAUGUUUUCUACGAACAGAUUUCAUUUAAAUUUAUGUGAAUAUCAGGUACACUGUUGAACUCUCUAGAUAUUUUGUUAUUGGUAUGGCAGGACAGAAUUCUGAUAGAAUUAUGAUAUAUUUAUUUCACGUAUAAAUAUCUUAACGAACAUAAAAUUAGUAAAUAUAUGUUCCCCUUGUCUGUUAUUCAUAUUUUGAAGUGGAUGUCAAAAUGUUAGCAAUAGUGACACAGAACACUUUCAUGUUGUUUUUUUCUUUCUUCAUUUCUGUGUGUAUAUAUUUAUUAUUUAAAAUGAAUAUGCUAGGAAUAGUUGUAUACUUUCCACAAUACUGUCUGUCCAAUAGCAACAGUGUGUUACCUUCCACAUUUGUUGGCACAGUUGGCGUUUUCUGCCAGUGAGUAGUGACAUGUAGAUAAUUAAUUGGAUGUUUUGAUAACAUUAAUAAAUGUUUCAAGUUUUUAAA